Molecule: messenger RNA, 3218 nt
Organism: Melanaphis sacchari
Lineage: Eukaryota; Metazoa; Arthropoda; Insecta; Hemiptera; Aphididae
Product: calcium/calmodulin-dependent 3',5'-cyclic nucleotide phosphodiesterase 1A-like
Exons: 15
Coding region: 307-3093 (928 amino acids)
Biological process (GO): signal transduction
Molecular function (GO): 3',5'-cyclic-AMP phosphodiesterase activity
Source: RefSeq, a predicted model, not a curated record
UCGAUCAGCGACACACACCGUAUACCACACGCGACUCUGCCACCUGCUCGCAGCUAUUACAGACGUCGUCGUCGUCGUGGUCGCCAGAUAACCGUUUUUCAGUUUUCAAACGAUUAAACAGCAAACAGACAAUAAAAAUAUAAAUUAUCUAAUAAUCGACACUACCUACUGAUAUCGAUGAGCGCACAUUAAUCGCAAAGUCACGACAGUGUAUUCGUAUGGUAUAUCUGUGGUCGUAGCCGGUUUAGUGUUUUUUCUCUUUCUCUCUCACUCUCUCUCUCUCUCUCUCUCUCUCUCUCUCGUCCAAUGGACCGAAUGGAGGAGAAGUCGGCUGGCGUCGUCGACCGCGCACAAACCGUGCAGACCGCUGACGGAGAGAAAAACAUGAGCACUUUCGGCGGUGGCGUUCGCCCGGCAACCGACGAUCGCACCGAUGACCACCACAGUCCAAGCUUAGUCGGCGGUCUUGAAGACCACGUCCCGGUAGACGACUGUGUCUCUAGCAACAGCAAAGGUCGCGAAGGUCCAAACAGUCUUGGUGCCGUGCCCGUGGACGGGCGAUUGGCCGGCAAUCGUACCGGUGAGCAGAAGACGAUCAGCGUCAGUUGGUCGGGAGAAGAGCGAAUCGCUGACGAGUUUCCAUUAGAAUGGCAAACCGCCGACGACCAGACCGAGACCGCCAUGCAGAUAAACGACGAGGACAUGUUACCGUUGUUGAUGGUCGGUAACGAACCGCGGUACAGAGAUCAAAUGGUACAGGUGCCCAUCUCACGAUUACCAAGCAAUACCAAGAGGUGCGUGCUCACGAUGGACGGUUAUUCGUACGUGAUCGUAAAAAUUGAUCAAAUGAACGCGCCAACGGACAACGCAGCCGCUCGAUACCCAUUCGUCCAAAUCGUGGCUGGCCCGCCAGACUCCGAGGAUCCGUUUGACGGAAAUAGAGAUGAUCCGGUAUUUAUGGAUACAAACGAAGGCACUAGUAGCACACAGGACUCAGAUCAAAAUUCGAGACAAGGUGCAUUGACAAUUGUACGCCGAAGCAGCCAGAAGAAAAGUACUUAUUCGGACGAAUAUAGUAUGGCUUUGUCCAGAGAAAAUGAAUCGAUGUUAGACGAAGUAGAUCUCAGCCUUGACGGAAUGCCAUCAUUUGAUUCGUCAGAAGCAGUCGAUAAAGCAGCACUCAGAUUGCGUUGUCUGUUGCGCCACUUGAGAAAAGGAGAAAUAUCUGCCGAAGUAUUACACAAAAAUUUAUUUUUCGCUGCUAAAGUAUUGGAAUCAGCAUUUAUGGACGAGGAACAAAUUAAUUGCGAUUUGAAAAAUAGUCAAGAGGAAAUGGAGGAAAUUUCGAAAGCACCAGUACCAUCAACUUCAUCGGCCACUGCAACUACUUCACCAGUUAUCCGACAAAAACGACUCCGUGCACCCAUAUGGGCAAGACGAUUGGCUGCAGAAGAGGACGACGAACUUUCGGAAGUACAACCGGACGCGGUACCACAAGAAGUUAGGGAUUGGCUUGCAUCUACAUUCACAAGACAAAUGGCUUGCACAAGACGCAAGGGUGAAGAAAAACCCAAAUUUAAGUCUGUUGCACACGCCAUUCGUGCUGGAAUAUUUGUUGACCGUAUGUAUCGUCGUGUGAUCAAUGCUCCAAUGAUGACAUUUCCAUCAGACGUUAUCGAAGUGCUAAAAGACUUAAAUGAUUGGUCUUUUGAUGUGUAUAAACUGGAUAAUUAUGGAAAUGGACAACCAAUCAAGUACUUGGGAUAUGACUUACUCAAUCGUUAUGGAAUAUUUCAAAAAUUUAAAGUUCCAUCGGUAGUGAUGGAGAACUUUUUAUGCAGAAUCGAAGAAGGCUAUUCAAGACAUAAGAAUCCGUAUCAUAACAAUUUACAUGGUGCUGAUGUCGCACAAACUGUGCAUUAUAUGCUUUGUCAAACUGGACUUAUGAAUUGGCUAAGUGAUUUGGAAAUAUUCGCAAUGCUAAUUGCUGCUAUUACACACGACUUUGAACACACCGGAACAACAAAUAACUUCCAUGUAAUGUCUGGCACAGAGAUUGCUCUAUUGUAUAAUGAUCGCGCUGUAUUGGAAAAUUAUCAUAUUAGUUCCACGUUCAGAAUAUUAAAAGAUGAUGACUGUAACAUAUUACAAAAUCUUACCAAAGAAGAAUUUCGUGAGUUCCGUACACUAGUCAUUGAUAUGGUAUUAGCAACUGAUAUGAGCUUCCAUUUCCAACAAUUGAAAACUAUGAAGAGUCUUUUAGCGUCACCAGAACCUACAAUCGACAAGUCCAAAGCAAUGUCAAUGGUGUUACAUUGUGCUGAUAUAUCACAUCCUGCCAAAGAAUGGGAUUUGCACUAUCGAUGGACAUGCCAAUUGUUGGAGGAGUUCUUUUUACAAGGAGAUAUGGAGAAAAAGUUAGGACUCCCAUUCAGCCCGUUAUGUGACAGAAAUAAUACACUAAUUGCUGAGUCUCAAAUCGGGUUUAUUGAGUUCAUAGUUGAACCUAGCAUGGCCGUGUGUAGCGAUAUGUUGGAAUUAAUUUUGGGUCCAAUCAAUUUGGUUAAUCCACCCAGGAAUAUUUCAAAUUUUGUGGUUGACGACAACGAUGAGAAAGAAGAUAAAUCAAACCAAUCCGACGUAGCUAUCGCAUGCACAGCAAUGAGCUGUAGUAUUGAAGAUAAAAAAGAUACAAAAGACAACAAAGAUAUCGAAGUUAAAAAUGAUACUAAAGAUAAGAAAGAUGUCAAAGAUACUAAAGAGACCAAAAAUACCGAAAGCACCAAAGACACUAAUGACUCGGAUUCUGUAAGCUCGGCAAUAAAACUCGAAGAAACAUCUGACAAAGAACCAAAACAAGAAACAAAUGCUGAAAAUCCCCAAACUAGCAAUAAAUUAUAUAAAAUAAAAAAACCAUGGAAUGAUUGUUUAGCCAUAAACAAAAUGAAGUGGAAAGUACAAGCAGCUAGAGAAGCAAAACUGAGAGAGUCUAAGACAAAAUAUACAAUGCGUGACAUCAGAAUGCCGCUUCCUGAUGAAAUUUCACAAGACGAUAACAAAUCAUCAUCAACAGAUGUGGAGAUAACAGAAUAAACGACUAUACUGCAGUUUGAUUUUUAGUCACAUGACUAUCGACAUGUAAUUAUUAGAUUCUAAAUUUGGAAUUUUGAAAUAUUAACAAUAUGUUGUAAAUAUUUAUUAGAAGUACUCUUCAUAAA